Molecule: messenger RNA, 1339 nt
Organism: Camponotus floridanus (Florida carpenter ant)
Lineage: Eukaryota; Metazoa; Arthropoda; Insecta; Hymenoptera; Formicidae
Product: lipase 3-like
Exons: 7
Coding region: 98-1339 (413 amino acids)
Biological process (GO): lipid metabolic process
Molecular function (GO): hydrolase activity, acting on ester bonds
Source: RefSeq, a predicted model, not a curated record
UCUACGCAACAUAUAUCCCACUCGAUAUAUAUCGAAAAAUUCUCAAGUUGUCCGUUUUCUUUUAUGACUGUUUAUUGAAUCAUUCAAAAAAUUUAUCAUGCAUUUGCUGUCGUUUAUGGUCGUUUUUGGUCGUUUUAGUGCAAUCCUAGCAAAGGUGAUCCCUCAGUUAAGCACUCUCUUGAAGAGAAUAAUAUGGACCAUCUGGUCGAAGACCGAAUUCAAUUCUGACAUCAUUGUUAACACGCCGGAGAUGAUAAGAAAAGCUGGGUAUCCCGUGGAAACUCACGUUAUAAAGACGGAGGACGGUUAUCUCUUGACAUUACAUCGUAUUCCAGGUGGCAAUGAUUCUUUACCCGUGCUACUGUUGCACGGUUUUACAUCCAACUCCUCUAAGUGGCUUAUUCCUGGCAAAGACAAAGCAUUCCCUUAUCUACUAGCAAAUCAGGGAUACGAUGUUUGGUUGGGGAAUUUUCGUGGUACUACAUACUCGAAGGCACAUAUUUCCCUGUCUCCGUCGAAUCCGGCAUUUUGGGAUUUCAGCUUUCACGAAAUAGGCAUCUAUGAUGUAUCCGCGAUGGUUACAUUUAUUACAAACUUGAGAUCCCAACCAUUGCACACAUGUAUUGGUCAUUCUAUGGGCACAACGUGUUUUUACAUAAUGGCAUCAGAGCGUCCAGAAAUCGCUCGAAUGGUGAAAAUGAUGAUCAACUUCGGACCGGUGGUCUUUCUAAAUCAUAUGCAAAGUCCGAUACGAUUCUUGGUUCCCAUCAGAAGAAUGAUUAAAAUAUUGCGAUUGUUUUUCCACGGCGAAUUUCUCCAGAGCGAUUUUGUGAGAUUUCUUUUGAAAAAUAUCUGCGACCAAAACAUCGCCGGAAAGAUCUGUUACAAUAUAAUGUCUGUAAUAUGGGGUGAUGAUCGCGAACAAUUUAAUUACACCUUGCAACCCAUCAUCUUAAGUGAUUUCCUGGACGGCGUCUCGGUUAAGGCAAUGGAACACUAUGUUCAAGAAAUCCAUUCGGGCAAGUUUCGCAAGUAUGAUUACGGUCGCGCGAGAAAUCAAUUGAUAUAUAAUUCGGCUGAACCUCCGGACUACAAUCUGGCAAAUAUUACGAUACCUAGCGCAUUAUUCUAUGGUUCUGGCGACUUGUUAGUUAAUAUCGUCGAUGUGAAAAGAUUAUACCGCAUACUUCCCAAUGUUGUGGACAUGUACGAAGUGCCGUGGCCCAAAUUCAAUCAUCUGGAUUUUAUAUGGGCUAAGGAUGCGCCCAAACUCGUGUAUGAGAGAGCAUUCAAGCUUAUGAAGAAUACAAAUUUAAACAAUGUUAUAUCGAUAGGAUAA